Lathyrus sativus (Indian pea) is the source of this 549-nucleotide messenger RNA. The record is from the annotation of a GenBank genome assembly. Lineage: Eukaryota; Viridiplantae; Streptophyta; Magnoliopsida; Fabales; Fabaceae.
AUGCAACGUUUGCCAGCUACCUUGUACCGUAAAAUAGCUCAUAGACCUUCAUGCGACGUGUUCAUAAAUCAUCGAGGGAUCGACACGAAGAGGAACAUCGCAGGGUUGCUUUACGAUCGAUUGACAAAGAUGGGAGUGAGGUCGUUUUUGGACAGCAAGAAUAUGAAACCUGGGGAUAGAUUGUUUGAUCAUAUUGAUAGAGGAAUUCUUGGUUGCAAAGUUGGUGUUGCUGUUUUUUCGCCAACUUAUUGUGACUCUUAUUUUUGUCUCCAUGAACUUGCUCUUUUCAUGGAGUCGAAAAAGAGAGUUAUCCCAAUUUUUUAUGAUGUUAAACCUUCUGAGCUUGUUGUUAAGGACAAUGGUACUUGUCCUGCUAAAGAGCUUCGAAGGUUUAGUGCGGCAUUAGAGGAAGCUAAAUUCACUGUUGGAUUAACCUUCGAUUCUUCCAAUAGGGACUGGUCGGUGUUAUUAAGAGAUGCUUCGGAAGCAGUGAUCAUGAACUUGUUGGAGUUAGAAGAAGAGCGUAAGCUCAUGAAGAGGAAACAAUGA